AUGGGAAAAUCAUCCAAGGAUAAGAGAGACGCCUACUACCGUCUGGCAAAAGAAGAAGGAUGGCGAGCCAGAUCAGCCUACAAACUUCUCCAACUAGACGAAGAAUUUAACCUAUUCGAAGGAGUCACACGAGUUGUCGAUCUAUGCGCCGCACCAGGAAGUUGGAGUCAAGUACUCUCACGUGUACUCAUCAAAGGAGAGAAGUUUGGACGAGCAGGUUGGCAGGAUAAGCAAGCUGCCGCAAGAAGUUAUGUACUGGGUCUUGACAAGAAAGAGUCAACUUCGCAGGCAACCCCUCCAUCAGAAGUAAAAGCGGAAGACAAACCAAAGCCUAGAGAAGGCGUGCGCAUCGUGGCCAUCGAUCUCCAGCCCAUGAGCCCCCUCGAAGGUGUGACAACAAUGCGUGCAGACAUCACUCACCCCUCCACCAUUCCUCUGAUGCUCAAAGCCCUGGACCCAGACACGUACAAUCCCGCUGCACCUCAAGGCUCAUCGCCUGUUGACCUUGUCAUCUCGGACGGCGCGCCCGAUGUCACUGGACUGCAUGAUCUAGACAUUUACGUACAAAGCCAGCUCUUGUGGGCGGCGCUCAACCUCGCUCUCUGCGUCCUGAAACCUGGAGGCAAGUUCGUAGCCAAGAUUUUUAGAGGCAAGGAUGUCGAUCUGCUGUUCGCACAGUUGAAGAUCGUGUUUGAAAGGGUGCGUGUAGCAAAACCUAGGAGUAGUCGCGCAAGUAGUAUCGAGGCGUUCGUUGUAUGCGAGGGCUUUUGUCCACCAGAAGGUUUCACUGCUAGUUUGGACAAGCCGCUCGGCGCGGGGACGCAAUUACCUACCCCAGCACCUUCGGACACACAGAGACAGGAGAAGAAGGUCACUCGACGUGUUCGAGAGGAUGGAGCUAUUGAGAUUGAUCUGGGUUCUGAGACUGAAGAUGAAAACGACAUCGAGGAAGGCGGACAGCGAUGGAUAGCACCGUUCCUGGCUUGUGGUGAUCUAUCGGCGUAUGAUUCGGAUGCAACGUAUCAUCUGCCCAAGGACAGAGUCAGUCUGGAUCCCGUUCAACCACCUACUGCGCCACCGUACAAGAGGGCGCUAGAAAUGCGGAAAUUGGCUGGUGGUGCAUAUGGAAAGACAAAAGGGAGGGUAGAGAAGGAAGCGAAGUAG
Messenger RNA from Alternaria burnsii, 1164 nucleotides. Its product is annotated as uridine-2-o--methyltransferas-like protein trm7. Bases 1 to 1164 code for a protein of 387 amino acids. The record is from RefSeq and is a predicted model, not a curated record. NCBI's taxonomy places the organism in Eukaryota, Fungi, Ascomycota, Dothideomycetes, Pleosporales, Pleosporaceae. Gene Ontology annotation, molecular function: tRNA methyltransferase activity. Gene Ontology annotation, cellular component: cytoplasm. The transcript has a single exon. Gene Ontology annotation, biological process: tRNA methylation; cytoplasmic translation.